Messenger RNA from Carassius auratus (goldfish), 1091 nucleotides. RefSeq names its product GLIPR1-like protein 1. The coding region runs from base 246 to 992 and encodes 248 amino acids. The record is from RefSeq and is a predicted model, not a curated record. The transcript has 5 exons. NCBI's taxonomy places the organism in Eukaryota, Metazoa, Chordata, Actinopteri, Cypriniformes, Cyprinidae.
AAGACGUAGAGUCACGCGCAUCUUAUUUUUUCGUGACACGGUGGGCUGUUCAACUUUAGUCCUUUAAAAAGCUCCCUGUGCGAAGAAAGACGGACAGACAGACGCAGAAAGACAGCGACAGACAGAGAAAGAGAGAGGGUGAGAGAGAGUGGGCAAAUCCACGGCACCAUGACGCACAGGUCAGCGCGUCUCCUGUAGUGAUGCUCCAUUGACUCAUUUAUCUAGAUCGAAGCAUAGCUCCUGCUAUGGACUCUCUCGGCGGUCUUCUCUUACGGAUAUCGGUGCUUCUGUACGGCUCCUGCGGCGUUCUGUCUCUCUUACCGGAAAUAACGGAACCGGAGUUCAUCCGCAGGUGUGUGCUGGCACAUAACGCGCAGCGCUCGCGCACCACUCCACCUGCGGCCAGCUCGCGCUCAAUGUCCUGGGAUAAUGGAUUGGCCAAGGGUGCAAGAGACCGAGCAAUACACUGUAAAGCCUCUCAUCACCCUGGGCUGGCACAUUUCGGGCACCCGCUGUUCGGGUGGAUGGGUGAGAACAUAUGGCUGGGGGCUCCGUUUUCAGCCUUCUCAGUGGAGAAUGCCAUACACGGAUGGAGCAGAAAAGGAGCUUACUCACUCAAAAAUAACAACUGCUCACGCUUGUGUGGCCACUAUGCACAGUUAAUGUGGUCUACAAGCUUUAAGCUGGGCUGUGCUGUAAAUGUGUGCAAUAAAGGAAUCGAAAACUUCUCCACUGACCCAGAAUCCACUAUUUUUGUGUGCAACUACGGAGACACGGGAAAUGUUCAUGGUGUAACUCCAAGUAUAGCAGGUGUGGCCUGCAGCGGUUGUGGGUCAGAGAUCUGCCGAGACAACGUCUGUAGAUAUGAUUGGUUCCCUGGGUGGGACUAUGGCCCUCCCUCUUCAUCCUACAGUAUUUCCUAUUGGCUGACUGAUCUUGGGCUGUGUAUACUAGGAGUUUGCUGGCUACUUCACUUUUAUGAAACACAUUAAUGUCAUCAUGUUAUCUAAUGUCUCGAAUUUGAACCUUAAAAUUUGCAUCUCUCCAUAAUUUCUUGGAUAUUAAAUUAGCAAACACUGAAAUAAUAAGAA